AUGGAGCCAAACAAGAAUAGGUUCGUGGAGGAGUGGGGCGCAGCCAGAGAAAAUCUGGAGCACAACUUCCGCUGGACUCGCCUCAACUUUGCCAUCAUCGGAAUCUUUGGCAUCGCUAUCAUCGUCUUAGUCUACAAGGGCAUCGUCCGAGAAUUCCAUAUGCAAGAUGAGGAAGCAAGCAGACCAUACAGGAAGUUUCUGUGA
Messenger RNA from Rosa chinensis, 204 nucleotides. RefSeq lists its product as uncharacterized. The transcript has a single exon. NCBI's taxonomy places the organism in Eukaryota, Viridiplantae, Streptophyta, Magnoliopsida, Rosales, Rosaceae. Bases 1 to 204 code for a protein of 67 amino acids. The record is from RefSeq and is a predicted model, not a curated record.